Haemonchus placei is the source of this 672-nucleotide messenger RNA. The record is from the annotation of a GenBank genome assembly. NCBI's taxonomy places the organism in Eukaryota, Metazoa, Nematoda, Chromadorea, Rhabditida, Trichostrongylidae.
UAUGAUCCUGCCACUGACCAGUGGAUGUCUGACGUGGAUCCCUGUCCCACUGGUCGAUUAUUGCUGGAUGUAGCUGCUCUUGACGAUCAUUUUUAUGCAAUUGGCGGGUGUGUGGAUUUCUCUGGUGAAAGCGUAGACAUUGUUGAACGCUAUGACGUUCGGCGAAAUGAGUGGACUUCUGCUGCACCUAUGGGUUCACGGCGAGCCCGUCUUACUGUCUCCGUAUUAGAUGGCUGCCUCUACGCAGUGGGAGGGGACAGUAAUGGUGCUGUUCUCAAUACCGUAGAGAGGUGGAUCAGUUUCAACCUGUUGGACCCAAGAGUCGGUAGAUGGGAAGAGGUUUGUCCCAUGUUAGCAGCUCGAAAUAGUCAUGGUUCUGCAGUGCUCUCUGGCGAAUUGUAUGCAGCGGGUGGAUUCAACGAACAUUCAGAGCGGCUUAGCUCUUCUGAGAAGUACGACCCUCGGACUAAUAAGUGGACUUCGGUGGCUGAUAUGAGCUGUGGCCGAGUCGGUUUGGGACUGGCUGCAGUCAAUGGAAAACUGUAUGCUAUAGAUGGAAAUGGUGAUAAAUCGGUUGAAGUUUUUGAUCCUAAGACGAACCAGUGGGAACACCACAGUAACACGAACUGCGACCGUUUCUAUCCUGGUGUGGCUGUUCUACAGAAGUCAUAG